UUAUGUAAUUAUGUUUAAAUUGUGAUGUUUCGAAUAAUGAAUAUAAUUUCAUUAACAGCAUUCCUAGUAUUUAUUCUGAUUAAUGUGAUUUAUAGUGAAAGUUAUAGAAUUUUAGCUAUAUUCCCUUAUAAUGGGAAAAGUCAUGAUAUAAUGUUCAAUGCUCUAAUGAUGGGUUUGGCAGAAAAAAAUCAUCAAAUCGACGUUAUAACACAUUUUCCUCCAAAAAAUCCACCACCUAAUUAUAAGGUUAUAGUAAAUUUAAAUGGUAGUUUAGAAAAUGUUCAGAAUAAUUUAUCAGUCGAUUUUGUUACUACAUUAUCAAGUAAUACAACCAAAUUAAUUGUUUCAAAAUUUGGUAAUAGAAUAUGUCAAUUACUUGGUUUGGAAGCAAUUCAAACAUUGGUUAAAAAUCCACCAAAUAAUCCACCAUAUGAUCUUGUUAUCACAGAAGCAUUUGCAGCUAAUUGUUAUAUGGGAUUUGGUUAUCUUUUAAAUGUACCAGUCGUUCUCGUCAGUUCAACGAUUGAAUAUCCAUGGAUUAAUCAUUAUAUUGGAAAUAUGGAUAAUCUAGCUAUUGUAUCAUACUCUUUCCUAACAGACUUUGAUAAAUUAAAAUUUUGGGAUCGUUUAAAAAAUGUUUUUUUUUAUCAUUAUGAUUUGUACAUAUUUCAUACAAUGACAGAAAAGAUUCAAACAGAAUUAAUGAGAAAAUUUUUAAAUCCAAAUAUCCCUAAUAUACGCGAAGUGGAAAAAAGCGCUGCUUUAAUUUUAGUAAAUAGACAUCCUGUUAUAUAUAAUGCAAAGCCAGUAACUUCAUCAUUAAUAGAAGUUAGUGGCUUACAUAUAAAAAAAAAUAAUACAAAACUAUUUCCAGAAUUGCAAACUUGGUUAGAUGAAGGAAUUAACGGAGUAAUUUAUUUUACAUUUGGAUCAAUGGUACUUAUCGAAACAUUGCCAAUAAAUAUUAUAACGGAUUUUUAUAAAUCAUUUUCUAAACUAACAUCUAUUCGAAUAUUAAUGAAAAUUAAUGAUAAAAGUAAAUUACCAGAAGGUUUACCAAAAAAUGUUUUAUCAUAUCCAUGGAUACCGCAACAAGCUGUAUUGGCUCAUAAAAAUGUUCGUGUUUUCAUAACUCAUGGUGGAUUAAUGGGUUGUCAAGAAGCAUUAUUUUAUGGUGUACCAAUGAUUGGUAUUCCUUUAUUUGCUGAUCAGUUAUCAAAUAUAUUAAAAUUCGUUGCAAAAAAUAUGGCAAUUAAGAUUAAUUAUAACAAUCUUACAAUGAUAUCUAUAGAUGAAGCCUUAUAUUCAGUCUUAAAUAAUCCAAUUUAUAGAGAUAAUGCUAAAUUGUAUUCUAAAAUAUUUAAUGAUCGACCAAUGAAUUCUAUGGAUACAGCUAUAUUUUGGAUUGAAUACAUAAUUAGAAAUGGUCCGAAUAUUUUGAAAUCACCAGCCUUAAAACUAUACUGGUGGCAACUUGCCUUACUUGACGUAUAUGGAUUUAUAUUGUUUAGUUUAGUUUUUAUUGUAUUUUUUAUAUUCUGUAUUAUAAAAAUUUUAUUAGCACAACUAUACAGCUUGAAAAAAGAAAAAAUACAGUAA
Molecule: messenger RNA, 1599 nt
Organism: Ceratosolen solmsi marchali
Lineage: Eukaryota; Metazoa; Arthropoda; Insecta; Hymenoptera; Agaonidae
Product: UDP-glucuronosyltransferase 2A1-like
Exons: 5
Coding region: 25-1599 (524 amino acids)
Molecular function (GO): UDP-glycosyltransferase activity
Source: RefSeq, a predicted model, not a curated record